CUAACUUGCAUUCUAAAUUUCUGCCCAUAGCUGCAAGAUUGGAACAAUAGGCGGCAGUUUACAUCCCCUAGUAACUUCCAUGCCGAUGGAGUGAAUGACCUAUUUAUCUCUCAGGCUGUAAUAGAAAAUGCACGAGCAAAUGAAAUUUUGAAACAGGCCCCAUUCUUGAUACCAUUUACAAGCAGGGUUAAAAUAUUAUCUUCUCAACUAGCUGCUGUUAGGCAAAGGCAUGGAUCUGAGGCUGUAUUUACUAGAAACCAGUUCAGAAUAAAACGAGAACGUAUUUUGGAAGACGCUUAUGAUCAAAUGAGCCAGUUGUCAGAAUUAAACCUUCAGGGAUUGAUUCGUGUGACUUUUGUCAAUGAAUUUGGAGUUGAAGAGCCUGGAAUUGAUGGAGGUGGAAUAUUCAAAGAUUUCAUGGAGAACAUCACACGUGCUGCCUUUGAUGUGCAGUAUGGAUUAUUUAAGGAGACAGCAGAUCACCUGCUUUAUCCUAAUCCUGGAUCUGGAAUGAUACAUGAACAACAUUUCCAAUUUUUCCACUUCCUUGGCACUCUUCUUGCAAAGGCCAUGUUUGAAGGGAUUCUGGUUGAUAUACCAUUUGCUACAUUCUUCUUGAGCAAAUUGAAACAAAAGUAAGACACAUGGAGUUUCUUGCUCUGCUUUAGGUAGUUUGUUCAUUUAAAUU
Molecule: messenger RNA, 688 nt
Organism: Cajanus cajan (pigeon pea)
Lineage: Eukaryota; Viridiplantae; Streptophyta; Magnoliopsida; Fabales; Fabaceae
Source: RefSeq, a predicted model, not a curated record